Molecule: messenger RNA, 2331 nt
Organism: Haliotis rubra (blacklip abalone)
Lineage: Eukaryota; Metazoa; Mollusca; Gastropoda; Lepetellida; Haliotidae
Product: oviduct-specific glycoprotein-like
Exons: 9
Coding region: 1-2331 (776 amino acids)
Biological process (GO): chitin catabolic process; carbohydrate metabolic process
Cellular component (GO): extracellular region
Molecular function (GO): chitinase activity; chitin binding
Source: RefSeq, a predicted model, not a curated record
AUGCGAGAGGCUGCCAGCGUCUCAGCUUCCUCGCUUCACGUAGACGAUUCGGUCGAUGUUGAUGGAUUAAUGAUAUGUCCCGAAAUGGUCGGUAGACCCGAUACCGACAGCAUCACUGUGUUCCUGUUGAUGCGCCUCAAAAGCGACAAUGACCACGAUCGUCCUGUUAGUGGCCUUGAUACUGGUAUCAGUCCCAGAGAGCUGCAAAGCUGGUCUGCUCAAACCAGUCUCACCAAAGUUCGUCUUCCUGUGAAGGAAAUCGAUCCUUACCUGUGCACUCACCUGAUAUACGCCUUCGCAAAACUCGACGUAGCGUCCAAGUCUGUAGUUGCCAUAGACCCAGUAAACGAACACAGCAGGAACGGUGUCUGGGGCAACUAUAAGAAGUUUAACCACCUCAAGUCGAAGAAUCCGAACCUGAAGACUCUGUUGUCAGUUGGCGGUGAAACCCCUGGCAUUGCCGAGGAUUUUUCCACGUUGUCAGCUACGCCAGAAUCCUUGCAACAGUUUGCCAACAACACCAUCAGAUUCUUGAGGGAACAUGGCUUUGAUGGUUUAGAUGUUGACUGGGAAUAUCCUUAUACUUCAACAAAAUCUCGGUUUACAAAUUUUCUCAAGACUUUAAGGAACGAAUUCGACAACGAGGCGAAAGAUCGGGAGCCAUUGUUGUUGACCAUAGCUGCUGCUGCCGGUGUAGAUAAAAUAAGUGCCGGCUAUGACGUAGCGGCCAUCAACAAGUAUGUGGACUACAUCUUCGUGAUGACGUUUGACUUCUACGGGACGUGGAGCCGGGUGGCCGGUUUCAACAGCCCCCUCCGAGCCAAGAAGCACAUCCACUUCUCCCCCGCCUACAACGUGGAGUACGCAGUGAAUGUCUGGAUCAGCCGCGGAGCAGACAGGAGCAAGGUGAUCAUGGGGAUGACGGCUGCAGGAGCCAGCUUCACCCUCAGCGACAAGAACAACCACACCGUCGGGGCCCCCGUCAAGGUCGGAGGGGGUCGCCCUGGAAUACUUUACAAACGAAGAGGGAGACUACUCCUGCCAGAGAUCUGCCUGUCCUUCAGGACGGGUUGGACUCGAGUUUGGGACGAGGAACAGCAGGUGCCCUACGCCUACAAAGGCGACCAGUGGGUAGGCUACGAUGACCAGUACAGCUUCGGCCUCAAGCUUCAGUACGCUAAGGAGGAACAACUUGGAGGAGUCAUGUUUUGGGAGCUCAGUUUUGACGAUCCAAACAACUACUGCAAAAAUGGAUCCUAUCCUUUGCUGAAUGUUGUCAAGAACAAACUUUCCGAUGGCCCUACAGACGCAUCGACUCGAAAACCACUGCACAAAGACGCAGUAGAGGCUUACCAGCUGGGACCACGAAAGUCAAGCCACACAGAGUCAUUUCCUCCAAGAACAUGGAAUAGAAGCCCUAUAAAAGCAUCUCCCCCAAGAACACAAGUGAGAAACCCAGUGAAAGCGUCUCCGUCUAAGACAAGAGUUGAAGCUCCACCAAGGGCACCACCGUCAAGAACAACAGUGAGGGGUCCAGUAAAGACAUCUCCCCCAAGAACACAGGUGAGAAGCCCAGUAAAGGCGUCUCUGCCUAAAACAAGGGUGGAAGGCCCACCAAUGGCACCUCCGUCAAGAAGAAGAGUGAGGGGUCCAACAGAAGCACCUCCAUCAAGAACACGCGUCAGAGAACCAUCUCGAAAGAUGUCACUGGCUAGAGGGGUGAUUGAUCAAUACAUGGCAACAAUAAAGAAAGCUUCUUCAAGAACAAAGUCUGCAACUUCUCCACGCCCGAGCUGGAUAACGCCCCCAAGAAAAAGUGAGGCAAUGGGAAAAAGAGAGACUCACUAUACUAGAAAGUUGGAGACAACGCCAUUGAGAAACUGGGACAUAUUUUUCACAACCAAGAUGCCACAGACCACAGAUGCAGCUGAUGAAACACUUACUUCCCAUGCAACUUUCAGAAGCACGGAUGAACCUCAAUACGCAGAUGAAGGGGAGACAACUCCUGCAAGUAAAGGGGAGAUAACCUUUUCGAAAAUAGGCGAGAUCCAACAGCCCGUACUCAGCUCCUUGUCAGAUCCUGCAGCCCGUACUCAACCCCUUGUCAGAUCCAGCAGCACGUACUCAGCUCCUUGUCAGAUCCAGCAGCACGUACUCAGCUCCCUGUCAGAUCAUACAGCCCGUAUUCAACCCCUUCUCAGAUACUGCAGCCCGUACACAGCUCCUUGUCAGACCCAGAAGCCCGUACUCAGCUCCUUGUCAGAUCAUACAGCCCGUAUUCAACCCCUUGUCAGAUCCAGCAGCUCGUACUCAGCCCCUUGUCAGAUCUAG